AUGUACAAAUUAUAUUAUUAUGAAGGAGUGUUGAUGAAGGAAAUCUUCCCAGCUUCAGUUCUAGACGCGUUGAAAACAUUUGAAGUACGAGAUGAUGACGUAUUCACAGUGACGUAUCCCAAAUCAGGUACCACGUGGAUACGACAUAUCGUUUCACUCAUAUAUGGAAGCACUCACCUUGAGGCAGUUGAUAAAAUAUCUCUUCGCAAACGCAUACCUAUGAUGGAAUACCAUCCAUUUCAUGAGAAUGAAGAACCUAAUUAUAAACUUCUGGAAAAAGCAGAUUCCCCGAGAUUAAUCUCAACACACCUUCCAGUGGAAUUAUUGCCACCGCAGAUACUUCAAAAGAAACCCAAGAUUAUCUACGUGGCAAGAAAUCCCAAAGACGCUGCAGUUUCUUAUCACGAAUUCAAGGCCCAUGGCGAUUGGCCAUGGGAGGAAUUUGUCGGAAACUUUUUAAAAGGUCAUGGACCUUUCGUCAAUUGUUCGAAGAGUAAGUUGUUUCUUGGGGAAAAAAUGCGACGAUGCAACAAUUCGGGAAAUAACACUGAGAAGCAGCUUUGA
Molecule: messenger RNA, 564 nt
Organism: Saccoglossus kowalevskii
Lineage: Eukaryota; Metazoa; Hemichordata; Enteropneusta; Harrimaniidae
Product: sulfotransferase 1A3-like
Molecular function (GO): sulfotransferase activity
Source: RefSeq, a predicted model, not a curated record